Aspergillus bombycis is the source of this 1758-nucleotide messenger RNA. RefSeq names its product transcription factor domain-containing protein. Gene Ontology annotation, cellular component: nucleus. The coding region runs from base 1 to 1758 and encodes 585 amino acids. Gene Ontology annotation, biological process: DNA-templated transcription. Gene Ontology annotation, molecular function: DNA binding; zinc ion binding. The transcript is spliced from 6 exons. The record is from RefSeq and is a predicted model, not a curated record. NCBI's taxonomy places the organism in Eukaryota, Fungi, Ascomycota, Eurotiomycetes, Eurotiales, Aspergillaceae.
AUGACGGUCACCCUCCCUGCCGGCGGUGUCAACGCCUCAAUCGCCAGUCCUGUGUACUCACAGACCCGCGGUCGUCGCCAUUGCGCCCUAGACGCGACUCAUUGCGUGUUCAGUCAAAGACAAGACCGACUUCAAGUUGCCACAUCUUCCAAUCCAAUUGCUUCAAUCCCCUCAUCCGUCCUCAUCAGCGUCUGUGAUAUCUAUCGCAAAAAGUUUCCCGUGGCCAACUUUCUUCAUUAUCCGUCUCUGAUUGCUGAAAUAUCCACCAAUCCCUCGUCGGUGGAUUCGGUAUUCGUGGCUUCAUUGCUCGCCCUUUGUGCGCGGUUCCUACCGCAGCAUCAUCUGCAACCAGGAGAGAUAUACGCUGAAUAUGCGCGGGUGCAGUUAGCCCAUCGGGCCUUCGAAGGUGCUUCUCUUUACUUGGCACAGUCUUUGGUAAUAAUCUCAUUAUACGAAUGGGGGUCAGGCCGCCCUUAUAAGGCGUGGAUGUACAGCGGAAUGGCCACAUACAUGAUUCAAUCGCUCCUGAAGACUGCAGACGACAGCAUGGAACACAACCCAGAUGAGUUUCAGUCCUCCCAGAUUCAAUACGAACAGCUGGUCCGCACGUACUGGUGUUGCUUCGCCCAAGACUGUGAGUUGAGCUCGGGUGCCCGUCAACAUUUCGCCCUAUCCUUUCGCCAGAUAUCGGUACCACUGCCCAUUGGCGAUCAUGAUUUCAAUUUUGGUCGGCGAGCGUCUCGUCGGCUGAUGCCUGCCAACCUCACCCGAGACUCCCCUCUUUCCGCUGCCAUGACCAUUGAUCACGGCUUGACGAUCGUGACUCGCGGUUUUGACAUUUUUGUGCGAAUCCUGCGUUUUGCGAACGAAAGCCGUCGUGGUCGGACAUCAUCAUCAUUGAAUACCGAGCUAUCGCCGCAGAAAACGUGGGAAAGUCUCAAGGAGGAAUUGGAUGAAUGGCGAUCCCUGCAGGAUGUGACAGUCCGGUAUCCAAGUACCAGUGCCCAAGCACAUGUGGCUCUGGGAUACGGGGAACUUUUCGCCUACAUCAACCUGAGGCUAACUGAGUCGUCUAGCAUCCUAUUUCUUCAUCGCGACCGCGUGCUAUCGAGCUUGAAGCUUCUACAUGGCCCGAAUCAUGAUCCGCGAGUCGCAACAAGCUUGGAAGAAUCCACCUGGUGCGAGGCCGCGAUUGAAGAGCUGUUUGAAGCGGCCCAGAACAUCGGUGGCAUCCUGUCAGCCCUGGAAGCAUCCGGUGCGUCCGUGAUUACGCCUUACGCAGGAUUUAGUGUCUUUGUUGCUGCUCAUAUCAAUAUGUAUGGCACUGUGUCGCCACGAGGUUACCCGGGGGGCCAAGAACGGGCCGAGCGAGAGAAAAGAGGCAACUUCGCAUACCUCGAAAGACUUUGUGACUUCUGGCCAGUUGGCCAUAGCUGGUGGCGGACUGUGCAAGAAGCUAGCAAAUUCUACGAGACCGCAAAAAGUAACCACGAGCAGACAGCUUCCGGCGACCGUCCGGGCCAUCUGACUCUAGCCAGCACACUGGAUGAGCGAGAUGUAUCUGGGAGGGACGCCGCCGUGACGCAGAAUCAUGGACCAACAGGCUGUCCAGCCCAUUCGAGCAUAGCCUUUAGUGAGCAGGUCAUGUUGGAUCCACAUGAGCUGGAGACGGAAAUGAUGCAAUGGCCCUUUAUCGAUGAAACGUGGUCGUCCGGAUUUGAUACUGGAUUUGAGGCUGCAUGGCCGAACCCGGGCUAG